Molecule: messenger RNA, 342 nt
Organism: Darwinula stevensoni
Lineage: Eukaryota; Metazoa; Arthropoda; Ostracoda; Podocopida; Darwinulidae
Source: the annotation of a GenBank genome assembly
AUGCAAGGCGUGAAAGAAUGCAAGGUGAGUCAGAAAGGAGGGGAAUACAUGGGCACGAAGAACAGGAGCAUCUCAGGCUUCCCGUGCAAUCCAUGGGUGGAUGAUACGAGCCUGGCUGAGGACAGGGUGUUCCAAUACAAAGACUCGGCAUUCCCGGAUCAUCUCACCGACAAGCACAACUACUGUCGGAACCCGAAAGGGAACCCGGGUGGUCCCUGGUGCAACAUCCAGGAUUCAACCGGGUCCGGAAUACAGUGGGAGUACUGCGAUGUGCCUUUUUGCACGCGAGAAGGCGAGAAGAGAGCCUGCAAGACGGGAGACCAAUGCGAUUCCAGUGAGUAG